Aureococcus anophagefferens is the source of this 1329-nucleotide messenger RNA. RefSeq lists its product as hypothetical. The record is from RefSeq and is a predicted model, not a curated record. The transcript has a single exon. Gene Ontology annotation, molecular function: hydrolase activity, hydrolyzing N-glycosyl compounds. Bases 1 to 1329 code for a protein of 442 amino acids. NCBI's taxonomy places the organism in Eukaryota, Pelagophyceae, Pelagomonadales, Pelagomonadaceae.
AUGGGCUGGCUGCCCGACGGCGACGACGACGACCUGUCCUUCGAGACGACGCCCCGCGGCCCGCCGCCGGGCCCGCUGAAGCCGCUGCCCCCGCGGUCGACGAAGCGGCGGGCCGUCGUCGUGGACAGCGACCUGACGAACUUCGCGGGCGACUUUUGGGGGCUCGCGUAUUUGCUGAGCUCCAAGGACUGCGACGUCGUCUACGUCAUGGCGUCCGGCGGCGACACGCGCAUGAAGAUGCGCAUCCUCUCGAAAUUCCUCGCCCACUGCGGCCGCGAGGACGUCGAGGUCGGCGCGGGGCCGCCGGGCGCGGAGCCCGGGUGGCUGGCACCCGACGCGCGCGGGUCCUACCGGCCCGCGGCGGAGUGGUCCGAGGGCUGCGUGCCCCACCCGGUGCUGCGGGACUGGGCGAAGCACUACGACGACUCGCGGCACCUGGCCCGGGGCCAGUUCUACGACCCGGUCGUGCGGCUCCGGGAUCGGCUCGACGCCGCCGCCGCGGCGGGCGCGCCCGCGACGGUCGUCUGCCUGGGCUCCGCGGAGACCCUGCGGCGCCUGUUGGACCUCGACGCCGACGCCCUGAGCCGCGACGGCCGCGACGUGCGCGUCUGCUGCCGCUUCGGGAGCCUCGACGGGUCGCGCGCGCGGGCCGCGCGGCCCGAGGCCGCGCGGCGCGUCUUCGCGGCCGUGGGCGACGUCGUCGUGCUGCCCGUGGACGCCUGCGCCGCCGAGGACCACACGCCGACGGGCCAGACGUCGCUCGCGAAGCUGCCGCCCUUUUUGUGCGGCGACUCGCAGAUUUCGCUCGCGCUCGCGCAGGUGCAGCUGGCCUUGACGCACGUGUGCCGCGCGGACCCCUGCCGCGACUUCCUGGCGGGCGCCCUCGCGGCCUUCCUGGGGGCGCCGCCGGACGAGGACGCCCUCGAGCUGCUCGUGCGGCGGUCCGACCCGGCGGCGCGGUGGGACGUCGACGGCGCGGGGCGCCUCGCGCCGUCCGACGGCGGCUUCGCCGUGCGCGUCGUCACGGGCUGGGCCGACGACGUCGCCGCGGAGACGCUCCGGGACCUGCUCGUGGGCCUCGUGGCGAACGCGGCGCGCGUCCGCGCCGCCAAGGACCGCGCGCCGCCGUCGCGCCGCGAGAAGCCGCCGCGCGCCGCGACGGCGCCGCCGUCGCGCCGCCCGAGCACGUCGUCCUCCGUGUCCAUGGCCUGGACGUCGCGGAGCGCCGCGGCGACGACGACGACGUCGCGCCGCCCGAGCACCGCGACGCUCCGCCGCUGGCAGCCGGGCUUCCUCGGCGAGAGCGACCCCAUACCGAGCUUCAUGUGA